AUGUCCACACAACAUAUCAAGUCACAGAGCCCAGCUGCCUUGCAGCCCGGGUCCGUCGAUCCCCUCGUCGACUCCAUGCUGGACCUGUCCGGCUACGACGACGCUGCCGCCCAGUACCACCCUCACUCUCAAUCCCAUUCGCCCUCGCUAUCGCCUGCCGCCUCCAAGAACCUCACCCCUUUCGCCAGGCCGGUCCCGGCCACCGUCCAGUCCACACAGGGCUCGCUGCUGUCCGCCUCCUCCGCACAGCCUCUCACCGGCCCCAGCCACCAGUACGACCUCUACAAGCAGCAGACCGGCAUCGUCCCCGGCGCCCUCGCCAACACCCUGCAGGUCAACCAGAACAACGUCCACAUCGGCUCGGGCUACCAGCAGUUCGAUAUCGACGCUUACUUUGCUGCCAACAUGAACGACGCCUUUGAUUUCAACGCCUCCCCCGCCCAGGCCGCCAUGGACAUGGACUUUGACUCGCCCUCCGCCGCCGACCAGAGCCUGUUCUUUGGCGACUCCACAGUCAACCCAAACGCCAUUGGCGGACACGAGGACCACGGCCUGCCCUCGCCCCCGGGGUUGCCCAGCCAGAGCAAUGCCGGUCGUGUCUGGCCCGGCAUGCACCAGCAGGCUGCUCUGGCCAAGGCCCAGGCCCAGCAGAGGCAGCAGCAGCAGAUCAUCGCACAGCAGCAGCAGCGCUCCAACCAGCAGCCCAGGCAGCACCGUCAAAAGGGCGGGGCCCAGCCCACCGAUCCUAUUGUCGAGCAGAAGAUCACCCAGCUGCUGAACUCGAUGCGCGCCAAGUCCUCGGGCCCCGACUCCCAGAACAGUGCACCCCUGAUGAACCUGCCCCGCCCCAGGAAGGAUGAGGACGACAUGGAUGAGGACGAAAGGUUACUGGCAAGUGAGGAGGGCAAGAAGCUGAGCAGCAAGGAGCGACGCCAGCUCCGCAACAAGGUCUCCGCCCGCGCCUUCAGGUCUAGGAGAAAGGAAUACAUCACCCAGCUUGAAGCCGAGAUUGCCGGCAAAGUCACCGAGAACGGUGACUUGCGAGCUCAGAACCGGGCCUUGAUCGACGAGAACAAGCGCCUUUCUGACCUGACUCGCAUGCUUCUUUCCUCGCCUUCCUUCUCGGACUUUCUUGAGCGCCUCAGCACAAACCCGGCUCCUGCCUCCCAGCCGGCCCCACAGGUUGACCAGAGGCAAGACGCACGGCAGGCACCCAAGGACGUGAACCCUUAUGCCGUCCACCAGCAGGCCCAGCGCCAACAGAUUGGUCUUGCCAUGCUCCCGGAGCAGGAUAUGGAUUUUUCCAUGAUCGGGGUCGACGCCGAGGCCUACAACUACCAGCCUCAGGUCUACGCUGUCCUCGAGACCCCUGAACCGGUUCUUGAUGCGUCUGUUCUUGCCGGCAAGUCUUCCAACUUUGUCGGCGAGGCUUUUGAAUCCGAACACGACGAGAAGGUUGACAUGCCGGUCAUCGAGCGCCCAAUGAUGGCCGAGGAGAAGCCCAGCGCACCAAGGGCCCCCGAGUCGCCGCUUCCCGUGGAUGACCAAUUCGAAAACGACCCCGAGUUUGCCUUGUACCACGGCUCUUCGGCCGUAACCUGCUCAGAGGGCCGGACAGCUGCCGAGCUCGACUUGGGCGGCCUUGUACCACAUGACCUUUUUGGCGGCGUGGAGUCCGGGAAGAUGCUCGCCCGCUAUGAGCUUAUUGAUGUCGACGAAGAGGAGGGGAAUGCAGCUCGCGCUAUGGCUCGGUUCCAGAGGCUGUCAGAAAGUGUGGAACACGUCUGCUCGAGGCUUGAAAUGCUUACGGCCGACAUAUGA
Diaporthe batatas is the source of this 1821-nucleotide messenger RNA. RefSeq lists its product as uncharacterized. Gene Ontology annotation, biological process: regulation of transcription by RNA polymerase II. Lineage: Eukaryota; Fungi; Ascomycota; Sordariomycetes; Diaporthales; Diaporthaceae. The record is from RefSeq and is a predicted model, not a curated record. Bases 1 to 1821 code for a protein of 606 amino acids. The transcript has 2 exons. Gene Ontology annotation, molecular function: RNA polymerase II cis-regulatory region sequence-specific DNA binding; DNA-binding transcription factor activity, RNA polymerase II-specific.